Lasiosphaeria miniovina is the source of this 1710-nucleotide messenger RNA. RefSeq lists its product as uncharacterized. The record is from RefSeq and is a predicted model, not a curated record. Bases 1 to 1710 code for a protein of 569 amino acids. Gene Ontology annotation, cellular component: mitochondrion. The transcript has a single exon. NCBI's taxonomy places the organism in Eukaryota, Fungi, Ascomycota, Sordariomycetes, Sordariales, Lasiosphaeriaceae. Gene Ontology annotation, molecular function: GTP binding.
AUGGCAGCGACAAAGAUGCUGGCGAGUUUCCUGAACAUGCUGCCGACGCUGAGGUGUCUGGUGCUCAGACAGUCGGCGCAGCCAUGGGCGCGGGCCCUCUGCAGCCAUCGGCUUCUGUCGACGUCGGCCGCCUGCUCCUUCCCUCGCUGGAACCUGCCCACGGGCGACGCCAAACCCGCUCGGCCUGCAACGAAGCCUGCACGGCCAAAGACGAGGGCACCGUCGGGCGCGGCCACAAAGAAGGCAAACGCCGCAGGGCCAAAGUCGGGGGGAGCGAAGACAUGGGCCAAGCCAACACCACAGAAGCCGGCGCCAAAGAGACCAGACUCCAAGGCUAGGUCAAAAAGAACAGACACUAGGCCCGCGUCCAAGAGACCGGAAACGAAGAAUCCCCAAAAGAGAGUAGAGAAGAGAACAGAACCGAGGCUUGCGUUGAAGAGAGCGGAAACCAAGCCACCCCCAACGAAAAUAGAAAAAAGAACAGAGACGAGGCCGGCGUUGAAGACGGCCCAGACGGCCCAGAAACCAGCCGCGAAGACUCGGACGGGGACAGAGCCGAAACCCACAACUCGCCAGCCCAUUGAGUCCUUCCAGCGCCCCGAACCCGCCCUAUCCUACCUCCCGUGCCCGUCCAACGACCCCAACCAGCACACCAUACAAGCCCUACCCCCGUCUCCCGCCUCCAUCAACGCCGCGACAGCCGUCUUCACCGGCCAGCCCUCGCGCUUCCUCUUUGCCGCGCCCAGAUUCCUCAACAUCCCCAUGAACACGUACGUGCCCGAAGUGUGCCUGCUGGGCCGGUCCAACGUCGGCAAGUCGACACUGCUCAACGGGCUGGCCGGCGCCGAGGGCGCCAUCGCCGGCCGCAGCCACGGGCUCGCCGCGCGCCGCGCAGGCCUCGCCAUCACGAGCUCCCGCGCCGGCAGCACCAAGACCAUGAACGGCUUCGGCUUCGGCCCGCCGGUGCGCGUCGCGCCGCAGCCCGACGGCGGCGCCAAGGCGGGCAAGAAGAGCAAGUUCGGCAUAUCGCGGUCCCAGCGGCGAGAAGCGGCCAAGCAGACCGAGAAGCCGCCGGGCCACAGCCUGGUGCUGCUCGACAUGCCGGGUUACGGGCUCAACUCGGAGGCCGAGUGGGGCGUGCAGAUCGCAAAGUACCUGUCGCGGCGCGCCAUGCUGCGCGGGGCCGUGGUGCUGAUCGACGCGCUGACGGGCAUCAAGGACGGCGACCGCCAGGCGCUGAGCCUGCUGCGCGACGCCGGCGUGCGCACCACCGUUGUGCUCACGAAGGCCGACAAGCUCGCGCCCGCCAUUGAGGACCGCCAAAAGGCCAUCGACGCCAUGUGCAUGGCCGUGUGGGACGAGCUGCGGGCCAUCGAGAAGGAGAGCCUCAGCUGGGUCGAGGGCGCGGAGAACGGCUGGGAGAGCGAGAUCUGGGUCACGGGCGCCGGCGACCCCAAGAGCGGCGGCUUCGGCGUGGCCGCUACUCGUCUGGCAAUUUGCAGGCUGGCCGGCCUGGUGGAGGACAAGCGGGUGGCUCCGAAGCCGAUUGGGACGUCGAAGGUGGCAGCAUCGGCUGCGGAAUCGGAAGUGGCAACGGCCCCGGGAGAGACGAGCCCGGCCCUGGGCGACACUGUGCCGUUUGAUCAGAUCACCUGGAAGACUGCCACAACACCUCAGGUGACUCCUAAGGAAGACGAGAAGUUAUUCUAG